This is a messenger RNA of Penaeus indicus, 1807 nucleotides long. RefSeq lists its product as uncharacterized. Bases 349 to 1290 code for a protein of 313 amino acids. The transcript is spliced from 8 exons. The record is from RefSeq and is a predicted model, not a curated record. Lineage: Eukaryota; Metazoa; Arthropoda; Malacostraca; Decapoda; Penaeidae.
AUACCUCACUAUUUCCUAUUUUUGUUGUUGAUAUUCUGAAUGUGACUGCUCCAAUUUAAUCUAUCGUUGAUGGUUGAAAUGGCGGCCGCACGGUUGCCAACUCGCAAGAUUUCGGCUUGCGUCUUCGGCUUGCUCUUGGCGCUCACAGCUUGCCUGUACUCCACGUGGGAUCCGGACGCACCCUACAAGUACCCAGGCCCGGAGAACAACUUUGAAACCCGGCAGAGGCUCAUGACCUGAUUCUUCUUCGCAAGGACCGACGUCUCCUGGUUGCCCUGCCGAGACAGCCAAGAGACCCCCGCCGCCAGACCAGUGCUUCUGCUGACUUCCUGGUCCGACACCGGAGUCAUGGACUGCAUUGGCGGCCUUUGUGACGCUUUGGGCGACUGGCACGCAGCGCAUGACGACUGUAAAGUGGCAAGAUGGAACAGCAGGGACUGCAAUCGAGAGGGACAGCUCGCCGCUCCCUCUGAAGGCCCAGUGAACGACAGUGUGGGCGGCACCUGUGGGCGUAGGGCUUGGGCGGCUGGCGGCGGGCAACGGGUGGUGUCCCUCUCCCUCUAUGGCGACAAGGCGGAGUACUGGCUUGGGCUAGACACCUUACUCACUCAGGUGAGAAGGCAUUACCCAGGGUGGAAAGUGCGGCUGUACACGGACGCUCGUUGGCGGAGGGGCGUGCUGUGUCCUCUGCUCCGCGACCACGCCCACUUCUACGUGUGCGACGUGGAGAACCUUCCACCCCCGCUGGGGGACGUGUCCGCUGUUCACCCGAUGAUAUGGAGGACGCUGCCGCUCGGGGAAAGCCAGGUGGCGGCGAUGCUCGUGCGGGACACAGAUUCCCCGAUCUCGUCGCGAGAAGCAGCGGCCGUGGAACAGUGGCUCGCAUUGAACAAAACCUUCCACGUUAUGAGAGAUCACCCUCAGCACGACACCACAAUCCUCGGAGGCAUGUGGGACGCGCGCUGGGACAACCUGCCUGCUCCCCGCGUGGCAGAGUUGGCUCAGGCGCGCCACAGGAUGCUUGAUCAAGGGCGAGGAAGGUCACACAGAGACGUCGACCAGGAGAUCCUGAAUAGUGUAAUAUGGCCAUUAGCGAAGGGCAGGAUGGUGGGUCACGACAGCUUCCUUUGCCAAAAAUAUCCUCACUCGGUUCCUUGGCCGACGCAGCGAGAGGCCGGGCUCUUCGUAGGAGCGCCAAGCUUCCGCCCCAAAUAUUCGAAGUCAUCGCUGACGCAGCCGUGCCCGGAGGCGUGUCGGCCGCCGCGCCACAAGGACUGGACCUACUGCUGAGGGACACGCACACACGCGCACACGCACACACACACGGACACGAGGCCACACACACACACACGCAUGCAUGAACACGGGCGCAGAUUACUGAUGGGAUUUUGUAAAGGACUUUCCGAAUUAUCAUGUCUCUUGUUACUUGUCCAGGGGACAUUUUUAUAGAAAAAAAUAUAUAUCACACUAUCAUUCAUAAUUCUCAAAAAUAUUCCCAGUCUAUUGUAUAUCUAUCUAUCUAUCUAUAUAUAUAUAUGUAUAUAUAUGUGUGUGUGUGUGUGUGUGUGUGUGUAUGUGUGUGUGCGUGUGUGUGUGUGUGUGUGUGUCUGUGUGAAACAUAACUUCCUAACAACAAUCACAAUUAAAGCUUGACGCACACUGCCGCACACUGCCUGAGGUUCAUCAUCCAAUAAUGGGUAACACACAGCUCUCAUAUACGAAAAGGAAAUGUUGAAUGUUGAUGGUAACAAGUGAUUAUCUUUUAUAAAUAAUGUCUAUAUAUGUGUGUGUGUGUGUGUGUGUGUGU